Messenger RNA from Paramecium sonneborni, 366 nucleotides. The record is from the annotation of a GenBank genome assembly. Lineage: Eukaryota; Ciliophora; Oligohymenophorea; Peniculida; Parameciidae.
AUGUUUUAUUAAUUUCGUUAAAAAAUAUCCUAUUACAAUAAUUUCUUUGAACAAAAUGGAGUAAAUUUUUGGAUUAUAGAAUUUCAGUCAAAACAUACUUAAAAAAAUUAGGAUAUUUUAGGUAGGAAUAACAAGAUUGUAAUUGGAAGUACUGAAUCCACUAAUACUAAAUUUAAAUUGAUUGAUUGUUAUUUGUUCUCUUUUGAAACAAUCUGUCUUCAAAAAAAAAAAUUUGAUGUAGAUAUUCCAUUUGAAGAUUUAAAAACUAUAUAAACGAUGGCAAUAUUUAAAAUUAAAUUGGCUUUUGGAACAAAUAAUUAAAUAAAUAAAAUAAAUAAAUAAGUCAAUUCAGAAAUCAUUUAUUGA